This is a messenger RNA of Daphnia magna, 3344 nucleotides long. Its product is annotated as peptidase inhibitor 16. Bases 1635 to 3194 code for a protein of 519 amino acids. The transcript is spliced from 9 exons. The record is from RefSeq and is a predicted model, not a curated record. Gene Ontology annotation, cellular component: extracellular region. NCBI's taxonomy places the organism in Eukaryota, Metazoa, Arthropoda, Branchiopoda, Diplostraca, Daphniidae.
CUCUUUGUCUUCUUCUCGGCUAUAUGAAAGAAGAUAAUGAGGCAUGGUUAUACCCGACGCCGCUGUCUAAUGUUUGCUACAUCGACGCACAAAUAUACUCUAGCCCUUUGACAGAUCUGAUUACGGUGCCGGGCGAGAGCCAACGGCCGUAGUUGCUGUCAGGAGGGAAAAGAGGGCGGCACCACAGCAGCUGAAAUGUGUGUGUGCAAAAAAAGGAGCAGUCGAAAAAACAGAAGGACGACGGAGGAGCGAUGGCAAGCCAAAUCCAAUUUGUUUUCUUUCACGACGAAAUGCAAAUACAACAACAACGAGCAGGAAACGUCGUGUUGCAUCAAGAGAGUGCGUGAAAAUGGAAACCGUCCCGCGCCUUCAUUUUCGUUCGAAUCAAGAAGAAACCAAAGAUGAACUGCUCGUUUCCAUUGGACGAAGUGUGUUUUGCUUCUAUGGCGUUGAAGACAUCGCAGAAAGUAAGAACAGAGGACGAAUGAAAGCGAAAAAAUAAGGGCGAUUUUACUUGGCAUGACGGAUGUUUCAUCAGAGCCAACGUUGGCUGUUUUUUAUUUCAAGAAAAGCAAAACAAAACAGAAAACGAGUAAGGUCUGUAUGUGCAUUAUUUUUAUAGGCUUCAUUAUAUGUUUUGAAAAACAUGGUUGUUCAUCAUUUCUCCGUUCGGUAGGUGUGUUUACUAUGCGUGUCUGUUAGGCACACUGUUACGCGUUGCGAUCUCAUUUUCCUUGGCUUUCUUUCGUUUUCCUUUCGUUUUCCUUCCGUUUUCGGGCUUGUACCGCUGUGUUGCGUAUGACUUUAAUUACAGCCGAAGACUGGCGGAAGUUGCGCCCAUUUAUACGACUAUGCACGUGCCGGCUGGCCUGCGUAUCUAGCUCAUUCUGUUGUUGUACAACUGUGUUUUCGGUAGUUUCCAAACGACCGCAGUGGUGGUUAUAUCUCAAAGAAUGUCAUUGAUGAUUUCGACCUUGCAGGUUGGGCAUGUAUAGUCUUUGGAACAGAUGGGGUGGGGAAAGGCAGAAGAAGAAGAAAAGAAAGGCAGGGAAAAUGUUUUAAGGUUUGACUUGACUGCCCAUGUAGGACGUCGUCAAUCGACCGAACGCUGCCGAAUCGACCGCGGAAUUCGAUAGGCAGCCGAACGAAACACCUUAGAAAAUCAUAGGGAUCUUUUUUUAAUGCGGACAUUACCAAUUCAUUUCGUCGUCUAGCCCGAUAUUGAUCGAAUUUUGUGUUGAUCAACAUUCGUGUGUGAUUUUGCGUGCAAAUUAAGGAACGAACGUGCUGAUUUCGGUUUCUUUGCCUCCUGAAUUCGUAAACCCACCAUCAAUUUCCUUGGACGUUAAUGUAAACUGAUAUUACUCUACGUGUAACGAUCGAGUCGACAUUAGUUAUGGCUCUCGAAUGAAGAUGAAGGAAAGGAAAAGUGGAGCCUUGGGGCGGUUCUGCAUUAUAUCGUGUCCAACUCACGGGCUCUAGUUUAUAAAAAGAAGGAUCUAACUAACAAGUUCUCGCAUUCUCGACCACUCGCUUGUCAUUGAUGAACAUACCGUUUGUCAAGACGCAUUUUUCACAUUUGGAAUUCAAAAGUGGAAUUCUGCAAAACAUCCAGUGCAAACUGCAUUUGUAAGAUGAUGAUCCUACAUCCAUUUGUCACGUUCCUGGCCGUUUUGUUAGUCUCAUGUCGGGCUCAGGAUCGUUCCACGUACUGUCGACUCUCAUCGCAACACACAAUGUGUCGAUUCCAGAAUGACGGGCCGAAAUGCGAUGGAACUGUAUCGACACGUGGCGUGGACCGAAGUAACCGGCAGGUGAUUUUGCAGACGCACAACACGCUGCGAUCGAUCGUGGCGUCCGGUCAAGAGUCACGAGGCCAACCCGGUCCCCAACCGCGAGCUUCCAAUAUGCAAAUGAUGACAUGGGACGACGAACUGGCGACCGUUGCUCAACGCCUCGCCGAGCAAUGUCUGUUUGAACACGACUGCAACGAGUGCCGCAAAGUGGGUCGAUUCCCAGUUGGCCAGAACCUGGCCGUCGAAUGGACGACCGGUCCACCCUUGCCGACCAACUGGAAAAAGCAGGUGACCAGAUGGUACGAGGAAGUCGAAGAGUUUCCAAACACGUCGGCCCGCAAAUUUGAGUUCUCUGUUAUAACGGGUCACUACAGUCAAAUUAUCUGGGCAGAUACAAACCGUGUUGGUUGCGGAUUCACGUCCUUCCGUGACAACGGAACCUUCGAGACUAAUCUCUAUGUCUGUAACUACGGGCCGGCUGGAAAUUUUGUCGGAUUACCCAGCUACAAGGUCGGAGAGCCGUGCUCACAAUGUCCUGCUAAUACUGCCUGCAGCACCCGUUUCCCCAAUUUGUGCGAAUCCACAAAGAAAAAUCCCGAAAGCUCAGUUGAGUCGCCUGCCGAAGAAUUAUCUAAUGAGAUCUUACCCCGCCCCACUGGCAAACCGAUCCGCCCACCAUCGAAAGUGAUGACAUCUAGUGGUUCAGUUGUACAACGACCCCCACAUCCCAUGGCGGCGGCUCCCGUCACGGAACGACCGACGGUGAAUAAGCCAGUUAUAGUCACGCAAUCACCUGUAAUGCAGAAAUCCAUCGUAGCUACGCAAGGACCGAUUAUGAAGCCAACAAGCCCACAAUUAUCAUUACCGGCAUUGGCCAACAACAGGGCCACAGUCCAGAAAGAUUUCGUCUGUCAAGUGGGUAGAGGGGCGUGUCGAGCCGUCUUUAAGGGCACUGCUUGGAGUUUCCGACCGCAACCCUCUUCCGUGAACCAAAUAGGCCAUUUGGAGACGCGUGUGCCAGUGGGCCAGUUGACGGAAUUGCAAAUCAACCAAAGCUUUCCUGCCCCAAUAAAAAAUGCUCACGUUUGCUUGAGCUUUCAAAUGAAACAGAGGGUUGAGAUUGACGAAGACGAAGAAGAAACGUCGUGGGUUAUCCCGCCUUUAUUGAUAAAAAUUCAGCCAGAAAAAAGCCAGUCAGUGGUUGUUCCUAUAUCCAGCGGCGUCGAAAGCAAAUGGAUACAAGUAAAGUUGGCUGCCAGUCGUAUCCGUACACCCUUUAAGCUCCAUUUCCAGCAAACUGGACCUAGGUCGGAGGACAAGCCAGCUUUCUCAUCAAGAACUAACCUUCAGAUGGUAUUAGGAGAACUGCGCAUUUUCAACGGAAAUUGCACACCUUAACACAACAGAAAUACAACAAUGGACGUGAUUCCAAAACGAAACAUAAUGCUGCCUUGUUCAAUAUGUAACACGAUGAAUUAAUUUUUCAGCGGGAGUGUUACAAAAAUGAGAAAUCUUGACAGGAUUAUUUACAUACAUAUAUGGAACUUG